Molecule: messenger RNA, 5273 nt
Organism: Ctenocephalides felis (cat flea)
Lineage: Eukaryota; Metazoa; Arthropoda; Insecta; Siphonaptera; Pulicidae
Gene: Wdr62
Product: mitogen-activated protein kinase-binding protein 1
Exons: 28
Coding region: 332-4978 (1548 amino acids)
Biological process (GO): mitotic spindle organization; regulation of mitotic cell cycle
Cellular component (GO): mitotic spindle
Molecular function (GO): protein binding
Source: RefSeq, a predicted model, not a curated record
CCAGAGUUCGUCGACAUCCGAUGAGCCAAGUUAUCGAAUUGAAAAGUAAAAGUGCACCAGCUUAAAAUGUCCGGAAAAUUAUGCGGAUAUGUUUGAAAAUCGCGCGAUAUGUCCAGGACAACAUGGCGCCCCAUGAUCAAGCUGAAAAUCAAUACAAAAAAUCGAUCAGGUUCUGGAUAAGUGCAAAUUUAACAUGAAGUGACAAUAGCGAACGGCGAGUGCUGUGCAGUGUGUGAGUGUAUGUUUUAAAGUGAUUAAGUGAUAAUUGAUUGUGGGUGUCAUUGUGAUUAGAGAUAAUAACAUUAAGCCUGGAAAGUUUGAAUCGGUUGCCAUGGAAUCCGUUAGCAAGGUUAUUCGAGCGCCAUCGCUGAAGCGCGGCAAGAACGACGAGAGGUUGUGCGAUCGGAUAAAGCUCGAUCGUGUACUAGGGCUGACGGUCGGAAGCAAUGCCGCUCUCGACUGUUCUUCGACCAACGGUCUGCUCGCCUAUCCUGCGGGAUGCACGGUCGUGCUAUUCAAUCCGAAGCGUUCCCGCCAACAACAGCAUUUGCUGAAUUCGAGCCGGAAGAGCGUCACCGCGGUAUGUUUCUCAUCCGAUGGUCGCCAUCUGGCGACCGGGGAGAGCGGCCAUGCACCCUGCGUCAGGGUCUGGGACCUCGAAGCGGGCGCCGCCGUUGCCGAAUUCGCGGGUCACAAGUACGCCGUCAAUUGUGUGGCUUUUUCCCCGAACGGAAAAUAUUUAGUAUCAGUGGGUUCCCAACACGAUAUGAUCGUGAACGUUUGGGAAUGGAGAUCAGGAGCAAAAUUGGCCAGUAAUAAAGUAUCGGCACGAGUCAAAGCCAUCAGUUUUGCCGAGAAUGGAGCUUAUUUUGUUACUGUUGGAAAUAGGCACGUCAAGUUCUGGUAUCUAGAAUGUGCCAGGUUGGCCAAGCAAUUCAAGGAGCCAGUUCCGCUUAUGGGCAGAUCGGCUAUUUUAGGCGAACAGCGCAAUAACGACUUCGUAGACGUGUGCUGCGGUCGGGGACAGUGCGGCGACUCUACGUACGCCAUCACUCGUAGCGGGCUUUUGUGCGAAUUCAAUCACAGGAGGCUUCUAGAGAAAUGGGUUGAACUCAGGACUCCAAGUGCAAACUGUAUGUCUGUAGGCGAACGGCUGAUAUUUAUCGGAUGUUCCGAUGGAAUUGUUCGAUGUUUCGAUCCUUCUUCGAUGCAAUUUGUAACAACAUUGCCGCGAACCCACAGUUUGGGCGUCGAUGUGGCUAUGGGAACCAGCAUCGGACACAUGUUAAACUCAUCACCUACAUCAAAGUAUCCUGACACAAUAGCUGUGAGUUACGAUGAAUUAAACGGAAAACUGACUUGUGUAUAUAACGAUCAUUCACUAUAUAUAUGGGAUGUUAGAGAUAUUAAAAGGGUCGGCAAAAGUAAUUCAUUCCUGUAUCAUUCUGCGUGUAUAUGGGGUGUGGAAACGCCGAAUUCUUUAGCCCAUAUGAAUAUGAAUUCUUCAAAUAAACCUCCUGCUUUGCCACAAAACUGUUUCAUCACAUGUUCGAGUGAUGACACCAUCAGGAUAUGGAAUCUCGAUGAAAACCAUCACAUUGACGAAACGUCCAACUUCAAACGGAAUAUUUAUAGCAAGGAACUAUUAAAGGUUUUAUAUGUGGAUCCAGAACUUACAUAUAUCAAAGAUAUGGAACUAUCUCCUACCUCAAAUUCUGAAAAGUCCACAUCUUAUGAUGGAAGAAAUGGUGUCAGGUCAUUACGAAUAAGUCCUGAUGGCGAGCAUCUUGCUUCUGGUGAUAGAAGUGGCAAUAUUCGUAUUCACUCCUUAAGAUCAUUCCAAGAGCUCUAUCAAUUGGAAGCACAUGAUGCUGAAGUAUUGUGUCUCGAGUAUACACAAGUAAACAAUACCAGAGAUCCAUCAAAAGAGAAAAAAUUAUUGGCGUCAGCAUCUCGAGAUAGAUUGAUACAUGUGUUUGAUGUCAAUGAUGAAUAUAGUUUUAUACAAACAUUGGAUGAUCAUUCGUCUAGUAUCACGUCAGUACGAUUUUUGGGAACAGGUGGAAAUAUUCAAAUGGUAUCAUGUGGUGCAGACAAAAGUAUCAUAUUUAGGCAGCUGGUUUCGUCACCUGGCGGUACAGAAAAUUUCCAACGGGGCCAUAAUUGUUCUGGGAAGACUACAUUGUAUGAUAUGGAAGUUGAUUCAAACCACAAACAUGUAUUGACAGCAUGUCAAGAUAGAAAUAUCCGAGUUUACAAUACGCAGACCGGUAAACAUACCAAAACUUUUAAAGGAAGUGCCAGUGAUGAAGGGACAUUAAUUAAAGUGAGCUUAGACAGUAGUGGCAUUUAUGUUGCUACCUCUUGUACAGAUAAAACCCUGAGUGUAUAUGACUAUUAUUCAGGAGAGUGCAUGGCUACCAUGCUUGGACAUUCUGAAUUAGUUACUGGAUUGAGAUUUAGUAAUGACUGUAGGUAUCUAAUAUCAGCCAGCGGGGAUGGCUGUAUUUUUAUAUGGAAAGUCCCUCAUGAUAUGGUAGUUACAAUGCAGGCCAGAUUAUCACAACAAGCUUUAAGAAUGGGCAGGAAACCACAAGCUGUUUCAAAUGACAACUAUCCCUCAUCGAACACAGAUAUAUUUGAAAUGUCAAUGAACACUACUCAAUCUAUUGCGGAAUCUGCGGAUUACAGAUUUAGUAUAGGUCAAUUGCCUUCAUGGGCGAAAAAACAGAUAAGUGAUCCAACGGAAAUCACGAAUACAGAUAAUUCAACAUCACGAGCGCCGGAACCGCCGCGCGGAAGGUGGGCGCAACGCGUUGAUAACUUCGCUGCUUCGCAGUUCGAUACCACUAUUACCGCGUAUUCAGAAAGUCGCUUGGACUCGGACGGAUCUAAAGACAGCUCAUUAGAUAGUGGAACUGAAGUAAAAUCCUACAAAAAUGUUAACGAAACACUUUCUAUACACCAGAGUAUGCAACAUGCUACUGCAUCCAGAGGAGCUGAAAGAGGAAAACAUACUGAUGACUCAUCAUUGGGAAGUCUCAGAUUAGAGGAUUUGGAAUCAACUGAACAUGAUGGUGAUGUAGAAGAUUAUUCAGAUGGCGAACGAACAAGUUCUGACCAUAUCACAAUGUAUUAUCCUGAGAAUUCAGACACACCAACUGAUUUCACUGUGAACGCAAUGGACGUGGAAGAGCUCCGCAAAUCCCAAAGGCGGCACAAGCAAGCCAAAAAAGCUGCCGCCGGUGGUAAUGGAUCAUCAAGUCUCACGCUGAAACUUAAUCAGGACCUGGUUGCCUCCGGUGCUUCCGUUUCGGGAAGUCAGGAUUCAGAUGAUGACGAUGACGAUGCAUCAACUCCGAGCGGGGAUAACGCCGAUCGCAGUCUGGCAUCGACUCUUGGUGGAAGUACGGAAAGCUUAAAUGCAGCUACGGGCGGUAAAGGCUUUUUACAAACGGCACUCGAUGGACCGGCCAGCAAAGCCGUUGAAGGUAAGACAAAGAGUUACAGUUCGAAAUACCUGUUGAAUACGUCAGGUGGCAGUAACACGAGCCCGUCGAACGACAACCGGAACGCGUCGGUGAUACAGGCGGCCAGGCAGAACAAACCUGAGACGAAACGGGAGGAGCUCGAAAGGAGGAUCGAAGAAACUAAAAGGACACUUCAGAGCGUUGGCUAUCGAUCCAGUUUAAAAUCAAGUCAAUCAAUAUCUGAUCUUAGCCGGAGUGGUAGUGUAACACCUUCAAGAAUAAAUAGGCAACAGAAUUCCGUUGCUUGGUUUGCGCCUCCUUCUAGCGAAGGAUUAAGAAAAGCUUGUUCUUUAAGUGAUCUUUCUAGUCCUACACAAUCCAAGAAAAAUAUUGGUGUUUCAGGCAAAAUGCAGAGCAAGCCACAACCCGUUCCCAGAAAAUUAUCGUUGCCAAAACAAAGUGCCAAAAAUGGCAUGGGUCAGAGAAGUGUGUCUACUGGUGUACUUAACCAGAGCGAUUCCGAAUCCGAUAUGAACAAUUUAGUUAGUAAACGUUUAGGAGGUUUGAUGCGACCUACUAUCAGUUCCCAAAAUAAAACAAAUAACGGAAAUUUAGGAAAUAAAAACCAGAGUUUGUCGGCUAACAAGUUCUCCAAAUCAAGUAAAACGGGAAGCGCUAAUAGACGGCGGAUGCAGAACUCUUACAGUAGCGUGAAUCUAACUACAAUUGGCAACGAAGAUUCAAGCUCAGAAGAAAUUGGCAGCGGUAACAGUAACUCGAAGCCAGCAGUGCCGCCAAGGCCUAGAUCAAUUUCAAUCGAUCACUCGCGGAGAAUGGGUCGCAGCGGUAGCGAUAGGGAAUCUUCAUCCUCGGGACGAUCGAGAGAAGUAACGAGUCGCCUGACCGGAGGCGGCAAUGGGACCGCUCUCUCGCACGAUAAACACGUCCACUAUGAAGACCAACAGUCCGCCAAACUCCCGCCCAGUCCAUUGGAUCUUCCAUGUAAAGAUACUGAUACCAUCGAUAUUACAAAUGCAGAAUUGUCAGCAACAGUGUGCAAGCAGUUGGCAGAUCAGCUGACAAAGACUGCAGAGAAUGUUGUUCAGUUGUACAAACGUUUAUCAGUUAAUGAUGGAGGAGCUGCAAAUGGUGAUAUAUCAGGUGAAACGAUGCUUAAAGGCUUAGAAGAAGCCAUGAAAGAAACACAGCGCAAGUUCCAAAUGGCUACUUUAGAUGGUGAAUUACUCGACAAUGUAUGUAAUAAAUCUGAGAAAUUUCUAGACAAUUCUUUACAAAAAACAGUAAAUGGUAACAAUGAUAAUGAUAAAUCUAUGAACAUUAACUCCAUAUUCAAUCAAAACAUUGAACUAGACAGAAUGCAGAAUUUAUUAACAAACAAUGAUUCUCUGGGAAAUAAUUCCGUAAUGGUUCAUAUGAUGCAACAAUAUUCUGAUAUGCUUCUUAGUGUAAUGCAACAGAAAGUAGCGGGUACUCAGAAAAAGGCAUGAGAAUAAUAAUGUACAGCAUGUUUCUCUAAAGAACACAUGCAUAGUUUUAAUCACUCUUCAGGUAUUUUACCAAGGUUAUGUGUUAUUUUAUUGUUGUAGUGAUAUCUUAAGGAAAUGUAAAUCAUAUUUUUAACACUGCUAAUAUAUUCGAUAAAAGAAAUGUAUUUCUUACACAUAUCCAUAUUAAUAUUAAUACUCCUAACAACCCACUGCUAUUAGAAAUAUAGUUUUGAUAUUUCUCAAUUUAGCAACCUAUUAAACUUUUAUAUCAAACAAUUUUAAACAAAAUUAUUAU